UGCGCAGUCCCCGGACCCCGCCCCCUUUCCCCCACUGGCCCGGUUUCCCAUAGUCAACAUGGCGGCUCCCUGUGUGUCUUAUGGCGGAGCAGUUUCCUACCGGCUCUUUCUUGGGGGUAAGGUUAGCCUUGCCCGGAACCACGCACUCUGGAAAAUCGCGGUAGCUGAGUUUCAGACAUGUACCAGAUCCCAGAUAUUAAGGCAAAGAAAUACCACUGUUGUAACAACAAAGAAAAAGGUUGCAGCUCUAAGACAUGAAACUUACACAGAAGAUUUUAUUAAAAAGCAGAUUGAAGAGUUCAACAUAGGAAAGAGACAUUUAGCCAACAUGAUGGGAGAAGAUCCAGAAAAAUUCACCCAAGAGGAUAUUGAUAGAGCUAUUGCUUACCUUUUUCCAAGUGGUUUGUUUGAGAAGGGAGCCAGGCCAGUGAUGAAGCAUCCUGAACAGAUUUUUCCAAAGCAAAGAGCAAUCCAGUGGGGAGAAGAUGGCCGCCCAUUUCAUUUUCUCUUCUAUACUGGCAAACAAUCCUAUUACUCAUUAAUGCAUGAUGUAUAUGGAAUGCUACUCAAAAUGGAAAAACAUCAAAAUCAAUUGCAAGCCAAAGAUCUCCUGCCAAAAAAAACUGAAACUAGAGACCUGAUUGGCAGCAGAUGGCUGAUUAAGGAGGAACUAGAAGAAAUGUUAGUGGAAAAACUGUCAGAUCAAGAUUAUAUGCACUUCAUUCAGCUGCUAGAAAAGUUAUUGACAUUGCAGUGUGGUGCUGCUGAGGAAGAAUUUGUACAGAGGUUCCGCAGAAGUGUAACUAUUCAAUCAAAAAAGCAGCUGAUUGAACCCGUGCGGUAUGACGAGCAAGGAAUGGCCUUUAGCACAAGUGAAGGUAAAAGAAAGAGUGCAAAAGCAGAAGCUACUGUUUAUGAACGUGGAAGUGGAAAAAUAAACGUGAACGGAAUUGAUUACCUGCUCUACUUCCCAGUCACACAGGACAGAGUACAGCUGAUGUUCCCUUUUCACUUCCUUGACCGACUUGGAAAACACGACGUGACCUGCACAGUCUCUGGGGGCGGGAGGUCAGCGCAGGCUGGAGCGAUCCGCUUGGCAGUGGCCAAAGCCCUGUGCAGCUUUGUCACUGAGGAUGAGGUGGAGUGGAUGAGACAAGCUGGACUGCUGACUCCCGACCCCCGAGUCAGAGAACGGAAGAAGCCAGGCCAGGAGGGAGCCCGCAGAAAGUUUACCUGGAAGAAGCGCUGAGGGUGUUUUCACAGGAAGAGGGGAGAGCUGUCUGUGUGCCUGGCCUGUGACAGACACGCAGUGAAAAAGUGGCUGACCACUGUGAGGGGAGCAGCGUCAGAUAUCGUUUGGGGUUAUGAGAAGAUUCAAUUUUAAAUGCUGCUUUGUAAAAGUGACCUUUUAAAAAUGAAAAAAGAAAACUGUACACAUGGAAACAGAGUGUGGAAUGAUGGACACUGAAAACUCAGAGAGGUGAGGGUGGGGAUGGUGGCAGGUGGAUGCCACGAAGGUCCCAACUUCACCACCUGCCCUGCGUCCAUGUAACAAAAUUGUACUUAAUAGUCCAUGAAUAAAUAUCCAUUGUAAAAA
This is a messenger RNA of Otolemur garnettii (small-eared galago), 1597 nucleotides long. RefSeq names its product mitochondrial ribosomal protein S9 (gene MRPS9). Gene Ontology annotation, molecular function: RNA binding; structural constituent of ribosome. Lineage: Eukaryota; Metazoa; Chordata; Mammalia; Primates; Galagidae. Bases 59 to 1249 code for a protein of 396 amino acids. Gene Ontology annotation, biological process: translation. The record is from RefSeq and is a predicted model, not a curated record. The transcript has 11 exons. Gene Ontology annotation, cellular component: ribosome; mitochondrial small ribosomal subunit.